UUUAAAAGAAAAGAAACCACACUCUGCAAUCUGCAUACUCUGGUAUUUUCUGUUCCCGGCAAUGGCAAUGGAAAUGGCAAACUCAUGCUCCUCCAUCUUAGGCUCAGGUUUCAAAUGCAUGUACUCUUCUUCUUCUUCUUUGAAGAAUACUAAGACCCUCUCUGAUUUUCGUGGAUUCAAACACACACAUGGUUCAUUCCAAAAAUGCUUACACUUUCCAACACAGAGAAGUUCUAAAAUGGUGGUUGGUCCUACAAGGAUGGUUUCUGAUGCUUAUGUUGGAAGCACCACCACCACCACAAGUAUCGGAUUCAAUAGCAAGAAUUUCACUAAGCUAGAUUCAUGUCUAGUGGUAGCACCUACCCCAUAUCGUUCCAAGCCUAGAGCUAUAAUCAAGUUUUUGGGGGGUGCUUUCAUUGGUGCUAUUCCUGAAGUUACAUAUGGGUACCUAAUAGAGUUUUUGGCAAGAGAAGGUUUUCUUGUGGUGGUGGUGCCUUACUAUGUGACAUUUGACCAUUCUCAAGCUGCCAAACUAGUGUAUGAGAGGUUCAACACUUGUUUGGAUACACUCCUAUCAUCUGGUUUAUCUCAAGCGAAUUUGUCGCCUGCUCAGGUUCAAGACCUUCCACUUUUCUCCGUUGGCCAUAGCAAUGGUGCGCUUCUUCAACUUCUUACAGGAAGCUAUUUUUCCGAGAAAAUACCAAAGGCUAAUGUCAUAAUCUCAUACAACAACAAGCCAGCAACAGUGGCAGUUCCUUACUUUGAGCAGUUGGGACCUGCAGUCAGCCAGAUGAUGCCAGUUGUGGAAGCAACUCCAGGUUAUUCAAUUGCUAGAAAUGCAUCAGGAGAUGCAUGGAAGGUCAUUUUGGAUGCUGUCCGAUCAAUUUUACAGGAAAGUGAGCAGGACGUUCUUAAUUCCUUAGCUAAAUUUAUUGAUCAAUUGCCAUCAGUAAUGAAUGAGGUUACCGAAGGAGUAUCGGAGUUCAAACCGACACCAUCUGAAAACCGUGAUUGCUUUAAAAGUUCCUAUAAUGUUGAGCACACAUUGCUGGUUAAGUUCAAUCUUGACACAAUUGAUGAGACAGAUAUUCUUGAAGAAACGUUAAAGCCUCGUGUCGAUUCUUUCGGUGGAACACUAGAGAAAGUACAAUUGAAUGGUAACCACGUCACACCAUGCAUUCAGGAACCGAGAUGGGAAGUUGGUGAACUGUAUACUCCAGCAGAUGCUGUUGCACAAAUGUUUAUAUCACUGACUUUGAAAGAUACUAGAACCCUUGCAAGAACCAUUAGCAGCUGGUUCAGAAGAUUUGAGAAUUGAAGUGCAAAAGGGGAGACUUGCAUUAAUUGGAUGCAUAAUUACAUAUAAUUAAUUAAUAAUUGGUCUUUAUGUUUAAAGAUGAUUAUUGCUGAAACCUCUACACUCGUAGUUUGUCAUUUAUUAGAAUUGAUGCACAUUUUCAAGUUGGUGAUUUUCUAUCAAAGUUAUCCAUGAUCUUGCUCAAUGUAUUCUAA
Arachis duranensis is the source of this 1512-nucleotide messenger RNA. RefSeq lists its product as uncharacterized. The coding region runs from base 62 to 1318 and encodes 418 amino acids. The transcript is spliced from 9 exons. The record is from RefSeq and is a predicted model, not a curated record. NCBI's taxonomy places the organism in Eukaryota, Viridiplantae, Streptophyta, Magnoliopsida, Fabales, Fabaceae.